Molecule: messenger RNA, 3168 nt
Organism: Xenopus laevis (African clawed frog)
Lineage: Eukaryota; Metazoa; Chordata; Amphibia; Anura; Pipidae
Gene: spg7.L
Product: spastic paraplegia 7 (pure and complicated autosomal recessive) L homeolog
Exons: 17
Coding region: 156-2459 (767 amino acids)
Biological process (GO): proteolysis; mitochondrial protein processing
Cellular component (GO): mitochondrial inner membrane; m-AAA complex; membrane
Molecular function (GO): zinc ion binding; ATP-dependent peptidase activity; ATP binding
Source: RefSeq, a predicted model, not a curated record
GCGCCAACAAACAGAGGCCGGAGGUGGAGCAGAACUAGGGUGGGCGUGGCGUUGUUUUUGGGACUUCUUGAGCGUCGGCCUGGUUGAUAGGUGGAAGCGCGCAGGUCGCACCGCGAGGCCUUGCCUUUCGGUCAGUGGCCCUGCUGUACAGUAAAAUGGGCCUUUUGCUGCUCGCUCUACGGGGUCUUCGGCUCGGGUCUGCGGGAUGUUGGCGGAAGGUUCCCCGUGCAGAGUGCAGCGAGUCCCGGAUACUUCAGAAUUUACUGUGUCGGAAUCUUACCCCAGGAAGUCAUGGAAUGAGAGGGUAUUUAAUAAAACGACAUCUCAUUCAAGACCCCUUGAGGACUUGGAGGCUUUUAGGUGGAAUAAAUUAUUUCAGUACUUCAGGUAGAAGAAAUAAAGAAAAUCAGGAUGAAGGUUCCAAAGGGAAGACCCCACAGGAGGAUGAAGAGGAGAAGAAAAGACGAGAACGGGAGGAUCAGAUGUACAGAGAACGUCUUAGAACUCUUUUUAUCAUUGCUGUGAUAAUGAGUCUACUGAAUUCCUUGAGCAGCAGCGGUGGUAACAUCUCAUGGAAUGACUUUGUGAAUGAAAUGCUGGCCAAGGGUGAAGUGAUGCGUGUUCAAGUUGUGCCAGAGAGUGACAUAGUGGAGAUCUACCUGUAUCCUGGGGCUGUGGUGUUGGGACGGCCUCGCCUUGCCUUGAUGUACAGAAUGCAAGUGGCCAAUAUAGAUAAGUUUGAGGAGAAGCUGCGAGCUGCAGAGGAGGAGCUGAAGAUUGAUGUAAAGGACCGUAUCCCAGUCUCUUAUAAACGCACUGGCUUUUUUGGAAAUGCUCUCUAUGCUUUGGGCAUGGCAGCAGUGGGAGUGGCUAUCCUGUGGUACAUUUUCCGAUUGGCGGGAAUGGCAGGACGAGAAGGAGCUUUCAGUGCCUUUAACCAGCUAAAGAUGGCUCGCUUCACCAUUGUGGAUGGGAAAUCUGGUAAAGGAAUUAGUUUCAAGGAUGUUGCUGGAAUGCAUGAAGCAAAGCUGGAAGUGAAAGAAUUUGUCGAUUAUUUGAAGAGCCCAGAUCGGUACCUGCAGCUCGGAGCAAAGGUGCCUAAAGGAGCCUUACUUCUUGGCCCACCUGGAUGUGGAAAAACCUUGUUGGCAAAGGCUGUAGCCACAGAAGCCCAGGUUCCUUUCCUAGCAAUGGCUGGCUCAGAGUUUGUGGAGGUUAUAGGCGGUCUUGGUGCUGCCCGUGUCCGGAGCCUUUUUAAAGAAGCGCGUACCCGUGCUCCCUGCAUUGUUUACAUUGAUGAGAUAGAUGCAGUUGGUAAGAAGCGUUCCACCAAUAUGUCAGCAUUUUCCAAUACCGAAGAGGAACAGACGCUCAACCAGCUGUUAGUGGAGAUGGACGGGAUGGGUACUACUGACCACGUUAUUGUGCUGGCCUCCACCAAUCGUGCCGACAUCUUGGAUAAUGCACUGAUGAGACCAGGAAGACUGGACAGACAUAUAUUUAUUGACCUUCCUACCUUACAGGAGAGAAGGGAGAUCUUUGAGCAGCACUUGAAGAGCCUGAAGCUGACACAGCCUGGAAGCUUUUAUUCACAGCGUCUGGCAGAGCUCACCCCUGGAUUCAGUGGUGCAGAUAUUGCCAACAUUUGCAACGAAGCGGCUUUGCACGCUGCCCGGGAAGGCCAUCAAUCCGUUGAUACUUUCAACUUUGAAUAUGCCGUUGAACGAGUGAUUGCAGGCACAGCUAAAAAGAGCAAGAUCAUGUCAAAAGAGGAAAGGCGCGUUGUAGCAUUCCAUGAAUCUGGUCAUGCCCUGGUUGGAUGGUUGCUUGAGCACACAGAGGCCGUCAUGAAGGUCUCUAUAGCACCUAGGACAAAUGCAGCACUUGGCUUUGCUCAGAUACUGCCAAGAGAGCAAUUUUUAUACACCAAGGAGCAACUGCUAGAGAGGAUGUGCAUGGCGUUGGGUGGCAGAGUGUCUGAAGCUAUCACAUUCAAUAAGGUCACCACAGGAGCGCAGGAUGAUUUGAGGAAAGUGACAAGGAUAGCAUAUGCCAUGGUGAAGCAAUAUGGCAUGGUACCUAGAAUUGGUCAGGUGUCUUUCCCUGAUAGCGAAUCUACGCCUGGCAUUGGGAGAAGACCAUUUAGCCAAGGCCUGCAGGAAAUGAUGGACCGUGAAGCCCAAUUGCUUGUUUCCACAGCUUACAGGAGAACAGAAAAGCUGUUGUUGGAUAAUAGGGACAAGAUGCUUUUGUUGGCCAAUGCUCUGUUAGAGAGGGAAGUUAUAAACUAUGAUGACAUUGAGCAGCUCAUUGGGCCUCCUCCCUAUGGAACCAAAAAGAUGAUUGCUCCACAAAGCUGGAUUGAAGCAGAGAAAGACAAACAAGAUAGUGGAGACGAAGAGCCACGUCAACCUCCACCUCCAAGGGAGGAAGAAGAGCUAAACCUAAAUACUGUCUGACAUUUGCCAUUAAAAAGAUGAACACUUUAACUCUGUGUGAUGCAACAUAACUCUACUGAUUAGAUGUCAUAACAUCUAAUAUAUGGAAACAUCUAAUAUAUGGAUACAUCUAUGGAGGCAUUUCACUGCAGAGACUUCUCUUGCAGCUGCAGUUUUUAUCAUACAUUUGUAUGUCCUGAAAUUCUGCAACAGUUCUGUGUGCAAACUGUGACAUUUACAUUACAUUAAUUUACAUCCCACUGGUGAUGUAAUACUUCACUAAUAUGUUCAUAUUACAUUUAAGAAUAAAAGCCGUUUUGUCCUAGGUAGGAGGAAGGUAGGCAGCAGACAGUGCCUGAUUGUCAGCUAAUUUGGUAACAUAGCUUGAACCAAAAUAAAUGGCCUGUUAUCUGUUGAUCUAUUCCAACAUUUUAGCUUGAUCCCAAGUUCAUUUGUGUAUAUGAACCAAGGCCUAGUAUGUAAUUAUUGGCUAAAACUGUAGAAAUUAUAAGAAAACUUAGUCUCAGGAAUAUUUUAGUGCCCUUUGACUUGUAUUCUAAGGUGUUUUGUUGGCAAAAUAAUCAUCAAUGUAACACCAAUGGUAACACAAGUUAAUAAGCUCUGUCUGUACCAUAUGGAAGCUUUUGAUUUCAUAUUCUGACCAUUUAUGAAUUUUGAAGUAUAUAAUUUAUUUGUGGAGGUUCUUGCUGAAUAAAAUUUUUUUGCUGAA